CAAUUGUCGUUUUUGUUUUUAUUUGUUAGAAAAAAAAAACAGUUGACCCAAUACAACGUGAUUUACACGUGCUAUUCGAGAACUUUAAUAAAAGGCACCACCACUGUCAUAAGAUCCCAACUACAACAUAUAGUCAUCUCUCUUACCUCAGAGACAGACAGCCAUAUUCUCCGACACCCUCAACCACAAACGUCGUCGUUUUGACUCUUGUAUGGUACUUUCACGUUGAUCAACUCAUUUUCUUCUCAAAACUCCACUUUCUGCUGCUCGACAUGUUAUCAUUGAAACCCACUACUACACCUCUCAACAACAACCCCAACAUCUCCGGCGACCGGAGUUUCAGCUCGAUCUCCACCGCCACCGCCGGGAAAGAUGGAGACCUUAGAAGAAAGACCCGCGUGGCGGUUUCUGGGUCGAAACUCAGGCGACGUGGGUCGGUUCGGGCUGCGAUCAGUAGUGGGGACAACAAAACAGAGACUGUGAGUAGUAAUAGCUCUGUUCCGGCUCAUCAGAGUGAAGAUAAUUCCAACGGUUCUCUGAAGAAGAAGAAGCCAUCUAAAGGAAUUGAAGUUAGAGCAGUGAUGACUAUCAGGAAGAAGAUGAAGGAGAAGCUCGCUGAAAAAAUGGAGGAUCAAUGGGAGUUUUUCGUUAAUGGGAUUGGUCAAGGGAUCCAGAUUCAACUCAUUAGUGAAGAAGUUGACCCAGUGACUAAUUCAGGGAAGAGUAUACAGUCUAGUGUAAGAGGGUGGUUACCUAAGCCAACGAAUCAUCUUCACAUAGUUGAAUUUGCAGCAAACUUCAUUGUCCCAAAAGAUUUUGGUUGCCCUGGUGCUGUUCUUGUUACCAAUCUUCAUGGAAAAGAGUUUUAUUUGUUAGAGAUUGUUAUUCGUGGUUUUGAUGGAGGCCCCAUAUUCUUUCUUGCCAAUACUUGGAUCCAUUCACGGAAUGAUAAUCCAGAGAGUAGAAUCAUCUUCAAAAAUCAAGCCUACUUACCUUCACAAACACCAGCAGGGCUUAAGGACCUCAGACGUGAAGACUUGCUGAGCAUUAGAGGCAAUGGGAAAGGCCAGAGAAAGCUCCAUGAUAGGAUUUAUGACUAUGAUGUUUACAAUGAUUUGGGUAAGCCUGAAAACAAAGAUCUUGCUCGGCCAGUCAUUGGUGGGGAGAAGAGACCAUAUCCCAGGAGGUGUAGAACAGGCAGGCCUCCUAGCAAAUCAGAUCCUCUAUCCGAGACUCGAAUCGAGAAGCCUCAUCCAGUUUAUGUACCAAGAGAUGAAACAUUUGAAGAGAUUAAGCAGAACACUUUCUCAGCUGGAAGAUUAAAAGCUUUGCUUCAUAAUCUUAUACCAUCUAUAGCUGCAUCACUUUCUAGUUCAGAUAUCUCUUUCAACUGUUUUACUGAUAUUGAUAAGCUAUACAACGAUGGAUUCUUCUUGAAAGAUGAGGACCAAAAUGAAGUCAGUUUCACGUUUCCAGUUAUGGGAAAGUUCAUGAAACAGGUCAUGAGUGUUCAAGAAAGGUUGUUCAAAUAUGAUGUCCCUGCUGUUAUUAGAAGAGACAGAUUUUCAUGGUUGCGAGAUAACGAGUUCGCUCGCCAGUGUUUAGCUGGGGUUAAUCCUGUGAGCAUUGAGCUUUUGAAGGAGUUUCCCAUUCUCAGUAAACUAGACCCUGCUAAAUUCGGUGCCCCGGAAUCUGCCAUCACAAAGGAACUUCUAGAGCAAGAACUUGGUGGAAUGAGUGUUGAAAAGGCGAUUGAGGAUAAGAAGCUGUUCAUACUUGACUACCAUGACAUGCUUUUGCCAUUUAUAGAGAGGAUGAACUCUUUGCCCGGGAGGAAAGCUUAUGCCUCUAGGACAGUUUUCUUCUAUACAAAGUCUGGUGUUCUGAAGCCAUUAGUUAUUGAGCUUUCACUUCCACCAUCUUCUUCUUCCCUUGAAAGUAACAAGACUGUUUACACACAUGGGCAUGAUGCCACAACGCAUUGGAUUUGGAAGCUUGCGAAAGCUCAUGUUUGCUCCAACGAUGCUGGAGUUCAUCAAUUAGUAAAUCACUGGUUGAGGACUCAUGCUUGUAUGGAGCCUUAUAUUAUUGCAACUCAUAGGCAGCUGAGCUCAAUGCACCCUGUUUAUGUACUCCUUCAUCCUCACAUGCGCUACACACUGGAAAUUAAUGCUCUCGCCAGGCAAAGCUUGAUCAAUGGAGGAGGAAUAAUCGAGGCGAGUUUCAGUCCUGGUAAGUAUGCCAUGGAGCUGAGUUCAGCAGCAUACGAAAGCCAAUGGCGGUUUGACAUGGAAGCACUUCCAGCCGAUCUUCUUCGCAGGGGUAUGGCUGUGGAGGACCCCUCCAUGCCUUGUGGUGUCAAACUUGUCAUUGAAGAUUACCCUUAUGCUGCAGACGGUCUUUUGGUAUGGUCUGCCAUUAAAGAAUGGGUGGAAUCUUACGUUGAACAUCAUUAUGUUGAGCCAAACUCUGUAAGAACUGAUGUUGAGCUCCAAGCCUGGUGGGAUGAGAUCAAGAACAAGGGUCAUUAUGAUAAGAGAAACGAGCCAUGGUGGCCUAAACUUGAGACCAAACAAGACUUGUCUGGUGUGCUUACCACAAUUAUUUGGAUAGCAUCGGGUCAGCAUGCAGCUAUUAACUUUGGACAGUACCCUUUUGGAGGGUAUGUCCCUAACCGCCCCACGCUUCUAAGAAAGCUCAUUCCACACGAAGACGACACUGAUUAUGAGAAGUUUAUGUUAAAUCCACAGCGCACUUUCCUGUCUUCUUUGCCAACCCAACUUCAAGCCACCAAAGUAAUGGCAGUCCAAGACACUCUCUCAACUCACUCAGCAGAUGAAGAGUACUUGGGUCAAGUCAAUCCACUUCAUACACAUUGGACAAAUGAUCAAAUAAUUCUCAAGAUAUUCAGUAAAUACUCUGCUCAAUUAGAGGAGAUAGAUAAGAUUAUUAACAAAAGAAACAAAGAUAAUCGCCUAAAGAACAGAAGUGGCGCCGGAGUUCCCCCAUACGAGUUGCUUCUUCCUACCUCUGGUCCAGGGGUAACCGGACGUGGAAUUCCUAAUAGUAUCUCCAUCUGAAGCCACAAUUUAGCUUCUUCAAUAACAUUAAUAGUACGUUGUAGUGAUAAUGUUGAUUGUUGCACAACUUUUUUUGAUCAUUUACCUUUUCAAAUAUACAGAUAUAUCUCUUCUAUAUAAUUUGAUGAAAUGCUUUAUAAUCUGAAGCACAAUACAUCGGAAGCUCAUUGAUCGUGUGACCCUCUAAUAAGGGAAUUGUAGAAUAGCUUUAAGAUUUUAGUUGGAGAGACUAUAUCUCUAAAGUACAAUAAGAGAAUGUAGCAUCAAGAACAAAUUAUAACUUCGAAGUGGGAGGUGAUGAUGAUGAUGCAAGUUUGAUUAAAUUCCUCCUUAACACCUUUCCCUGUGCAUUCCUUGGUAUUGAAUCAAUGAACCUCAACUUUCUUAUCCUCUUGUACGGAGCAACCU
Messenger RNA from Cannabis sativa, 3488 nucleotides. RefSeq names its product lipoxygenase 6, chloroplastic. The transcript has 9 exons. Gene Ontology annotation, molecular function: metal ion binding; oxidoreductase activity, acting on single donors with incorporation of molecular oxygen, incorporation of two atoms of oxygen; protein binding. The record is from RefSeq and is a predicted model, not a curated record. Gene Ontology annotation, biological process: lipid oxidation. Lineage: Eukaryota; Viridiplantae; Streptophyta; Magnoliopsida; Rosales; Cannabaceae. Bases 273 to 3080 code for a protein of 935 amino acids.